Acanthosepion pharaonis is the source of this 1284-nucleotide messenger RNA. The record is from the annotation of a GenBank genome assembly. NCBI's taxonomy places the organism in Eukaryota, Metazoa, Mollusca, Cephalopoda, Sepiida, Sepiidae.
AUGACUGUUAUUCAAGCAAAACCCGCUUCAACUUGUCUCAAGAAAGCAACCGACAUAAUAUUUGUUUUGGACUCUUCAAGCAGCAUCUGGGUUGAGGAUUAUAAAAAACAACUCCAAUUCGUCGCUGACCUUGUUGACAGCUUCAAAGUCGAAAAUGGAAUAUCUCAAGUCCGUGUAGGCGCCAUAACAUUCAGUGACCAGGCCUACCUUGAAUUCCCUUUGGGUCAUUAUUCGAAACCUGCUCAGAUGAAAGAGGCAAUUUCUAAAUUUAUUCAUCGAACCGGUGGUACAAAUACAGCAAAAGCCUUGCAACUCGUUCGAUCUCAACUCCAUAUCCAGACAGAAAAUCGAAAAGGUCCAGUUGCUGUUAUUGUAGUGACUGACGGUAAAUCCAGCGACCGUGAGGCCACCAAGGCAGAAGCUAAAAAACUUCAUCAACUUGAUAUCAACGUCUAUGCCAUUGGUGUGGGCGAUCAGAGCAAAUAUGACAUCAAUGAACUUAAGGCCAUUGCAAGCAAUCCGAUCCGCGGUGUUUAUACGGUGGCUAGCUAUUCAGCCUUAAAGGAGAUUGCACAAACAUUUUACGCUCAGCCAUGUAAGGUAAACACGGAACGCGAACGCCCACAGAGAGACAAAGAGAGCAUCGUUAUCUUUGGCUACGAUCUCAUAACGAUGGGUUCCCUUCGAGUGAGAAUGAUUUCCCAGUUCAUCAACUUACUUCUUCCUUACACAGUCUACGAAUAUUUUAGCGUGAUCUCUUAUGCGUACUGCCCAGAAUAUGUGAACAUUCCCGUUAUUUCUUUGAAAAACAAGACUUUUAACGAACUCCAAAACAGCGUUACAGUUAAUGCAAACAUUCCCGGUCUGGCCGAAGUCGUCCGACAGAUGAGGAGUGAGAUGUACAGACGCACGCUCCAAUACGUCCAGUCUGGUCACGUGUUAAAUCGAGUUGCAGUUUUAUUCGUCGAUCCAUCUGUCACCGUGAUCACUAAAGAACUCAUAGAAGAAACAGGAAGGCUCAAACAACAAGGCGUUAAAUUAUUUAUAAUUAAUGUGGGGCAGGCCGUCUGGCCUCACCCUCAAUAUCUGCAUUUUAUUAGCAGUCAGCCUCACUCAAUUCGUAUUGCGCCAACUAAAAACCAGAUGGCAGCAACAUGCGUUUGCCGUUCCCCUGUGGCAUAUGGUCCGACACGCGUUUUUCAAAACGAUUUCGAUGACGUCAUCAGUCUGGCUAAAAGGAGUGGGGAGCAAGCAAUUAUCCGGACAUCGACUUACAUUUCUUGA